Hypomesus transpacificus is the source of this 1378-nucleotide messenger RNA. RefSeq names its product carnosine N-methyltransferase 1 (gene carnmt1). Bases 73 to 1317 code for a protein of 414 amino acids. NCBI's taxonomy places the organism in Eukaryota, Metazoa, Chordata, Actinopteri, Osmeriformes, Osmeridae. The record is from RefSeq and is a predicted model, not a curated record. The transcript has 8 exons. Gene Ontology annotation, molecular function: S-adenosylmethionine-dependent methyltransferase activity.
CAAGAUCGACUACUUUUCCUGUCUAUGUCUUUUUUUCUCUCGAUUGGUUGAGUCUGUCUGGUGCUUUCAGACAUGGCCGAAGAAACCGGGGAGCUAGCAACGGAUGGAGAGCAAGCAGAAGCGUAUUUUCAUAAGAAAAGGGCUAAAUGUACGCCGGAGGAAGAGGCAAAGCUUGAAAGGCAACACUUUUGGAAAGUGAUCGAUGCGUUUCGAUAUUAUAGAAUCCAUGUUCAGGAGCGCGUGAAGCGCGCAGAGAGUCAGUACCGAAGUCUUCCACAGCACCAUCAGAUGCUUCUCCCGGCGGUCCCGUCCAACCUCGCCCGCAUCCAGUACUGUGUGGACCACAACCAGGAUGUACUGCAAGCCAUCGUACUCAACUGUGUCCACAUGUUCGAGAAUAUGGAAUACGGUGAAGAGGACGACCUGAGGAAGGUGCGGCCAUCCACGACGUUCGACAUGGACAAGCUCAAGUCAACCAUCAAGCAGUUUGUGCGAGACUGGAGUGAGACGGGUCAGGCAGAGAGAGACUCCUGCUACCUGCCCCUCAUCCAGGAAGUCCAGAGACUCUUCCCUAGCGACCAAUAUGACUUGUCGAAGGUGAGCGUGCUUGUGCCAGGGGCGGGGCUUGGGCGGCUGGCGUGGGAAAUCGCUCGUCUUGGCUACGUCUGCCAAGGCAACGAGUGGAGCUUCUUCAUGCUCUUCUCUUCCAACUUUGUCCUCAACAGAUGUGACAAAGUCAACUCCUUCACCUUGUAUCCAUGGAUACACCAGUUUAGCAACAUCAAGAGGUCAGCUGACCAGACCCGGCCAAUCACCUUCCCCGAUGUCAACCCCCAGAGCCUGCCUCCAACCUCUGACUUCUCCAUGGUUGCCGGAGACUUCCAGGAAGUGUACACCGAGCCAGAGUCCUGGGACUGUGUGGCCACAUGCUUCUUCAUCGACACGGCUCACAACAUCGUUGAUUACAUCGAGACCAUCUGGAACAUUCUCAAACCCGGCGGCGUCUGGAUCAAUCUGGGGCCUCUGCUGUAUCACUUUGAGAACAUGGCCAACGAGCUGUCCAUCGAGCUGAGCUACGAGGACGUGAGGGCGGCCAUCAUUAAAUACGGCUUCGACAUGGAGGUGGAGAGGGAGUCAGUGCACACCACCUACACGGAGAAUGCCUGCUCCAUGCUCAAGUACCUGUACGACUGUGUCUUCUUCGUGGCUCGGAAACCCGCCCACCUGUACGCCGAUGCCAACGGUCUCCAGGAAGUGCCGGAGGGCCACCCGGCGGCAUCGCCGCGGCGGCAAGAGUUCGGCGACAGUCUGACGUGACGUCCGAGGCGGGCCGCGCAACGUCACCCAGAACGGAGAGCGAGGCACGCGAUGAUGAAAA